Molecule: messenger RNA, 381 nt
Organism: Mesorhabditis belari
Lineage: Eukaryota; Metazoa; Nematoda; Chromadorea; Rhabditida; Rhabditidae
Source: the annotation of a GenBank genome assembly
AUGCUACUACGGUAUCAAUCGAUAUCGAGGAAAGAUGUCGAUCUCUUGAAAUCCCGAACACUCACCGUUUCCAUGAAAAAUGAAGUGAGAGAUAUGGUGAAGAAUCGAAUGAGAUAUUUGGAUAUGAGUCUCGAUGAUCAUAAUCUUGAUCGAUAUGAUAACCGAGAUACAAUGAUCAGCUAUGUUCUCAUCAAUCCAUCCGCUGAUUUGGCGCUCGAGGCCGGGGAUAUUGUCUACGUUCUCCGUAGCCCGGUCAGCGAGAAUGCUAAACCGACAAAAGUGAAUCCACGACGAGGAUUGAGAAGAUCGAGACAAGUGACUGAGGCCAGCGAACCACCGCCCUAUAAUGCAUCUCAAGGAGUGCCACGAAUUAUAGUCCCA